Molecule: messenger RNA, 8348 nt
Organism: Dermacentor andersoni
Lineage: Eukaryota; Metazoa; Arthropoda; Arachnida; Ixodida; Ixodidae
Source: RefSeq, a predicted model, not a curated record
ACAGGCUCGCAUCGCCGUGUAAGCAGCGCGAAUUUCGCGUUCUGCUGCGGUGUUGUGGUUCGCUCCUUGUUUUUUUGUACGUGUUUGGGAUGUUUGAGUUGCCCAUAUUCCGGUGGGCCAUGGCUUGAUUAGAGUUGUCGCCCAGCUGCUGGUGUUACCGCACCGCAUCUAGAGCAAAGGCUGUAUCCAGUGCCACUAUCGCAUGGUCCUGCGCGACGGAGCACUCCCAGUAGUCCAGCCGGCGCGUUGGGUACUACUGGCCUUGAAAGAGCAGCUUCGAGAUGAGCUGGAGUGCAUGGAACUGGAAGGCAUAAUCACGAAGGUGACUGAGCCUACUGAAUGGGCCUCACAAAAGCGAUGAGCCUAGGAAUUGCUGUUGCCGAAGCAUCAUGCCACAGUGCUCUCGAGGUCGGUCAGGUCAAUGUUGCCGUGCAGUGCUGCUUGCCUGUGGCUGACAAGUCUGUCGGGUGCUCCUUUGAAGCAGGGAGCGAGUCAAGGAGUGUGAAGGCUACACAGACUGUGCGCCGGUCAAGCUUCACGUCAGCAUCAAGGCCUUCUGUAUUGUCAUCAACAGCUGAGGGUGACAACUCGCACCAGGGACUCCGCCACCGCUGUCACCUCUGUGACUAUGAGACUGAUAAGGCUUAUGUGCUGAAAUUGCACAUCAGGGUCCAUACUGGCGAGCGACCAUUUAAAUGUGAUUUGUGCCCUCGGAAGUUCUCGGAAAGGUACAGGCUGAAGGUGCAUUUGCGCACCCACACAGGCGAGAAGCCAUUCCAGUGCCCUUCUUGCCCUCAGAAGUUCUCGCAUAAGUCCAGCUUGCGAAGACAUCUGCGCAUCCACACAGCAUCAAGGCCUUCUAUAUCUACGUCAACAGCCAAGGGUGACAACUCACAUCAGAGACUCCGCCACCGCUGUCACCUCUGUAACUAUGAGACUGAUGAGGGUUAUCUGCUGAAAUUACACACCAGGGUCCAUACUGGUGAACGUCCCUUUAAAUGUGAUUUGUGCCCUAGGAGAUUCUCAGUAAGGUACAAGCUGAAGAUACACCUGCGUACCCACACAGGCGAGAAGCCAUUUCAGUGCCCUUCGUGCCCUCGGAGCUUCUCACAUAGGCUCAGCUUGCGGAGACAUGUACCCAUCCACACAGGUGAGAAGCCAUUUAAGUGCCCGUCAUGCCCCGAGAGCUUCUCGCAAAGGUACAAACUGAACAAGCACUUGCAAACCCACUUGGGCCAGAAGUCAUUUCACUGCCCUUCAUGCCCUCAGAGCUUCACACAACCGUCCAAACUGAAGGAACAUCUACGCAGUCACACCAGCGAGAAGCGAUUUCAGUGCCCUUCAUGCCCUCGGAGCUUCUCGUGCAAGUAUAACAUGAAUCGACACCUGCGCACCCACACAGGCGAGAAGUCAUUUCAAUGCCCGCUGUGCCCUCAGAACUUCCAACAGAGCUCCAAGCUGAAGGAACACCUCUGCACCCACACAGCAUUGGCUGAAGGUGACAACUCGCAGCCGGGACACCGCUUCCGCUGUCACCUCUGCGACUAUGAGACUGACAAGACUUCUCAUUGGGAUGCACACAUCAGGGUCCAUACUGGCGAGCGUCCUUUUAAGUGCCAUAUUUGCCCUCGGAGCUACAAACAACGGAUCAACCUAACCAUACACCAACGCAUUCACACGGGCGAGAAGCCGUUUCAGUGCCCUUCAUGCCCUCAGAGAUUUUCAUAUAAGCCCCUACUCAAGAAACACAUGAGCGUCCACACGGGUGAACGGCCAUUCCAAUGCCCAUCAUGCCCUCAGACCUUCUCACUGAAGUAUGCCAUGAAGCAGCACCAACGUAUUCACACAGGUGACUUACCGUACUGCUGCGACGUCUGCUCCAAGUCAUUUAUGAGGGCUGAUUACUUGAGGAAACAUAAAAGAAAGCACCAUGAUACCAUAAAGUAGUUCAACAGCCGCGUUGAACUAGAGUGAAUUAGGGAUUUGCAUACACGUGAAGCACGCUGAAUGGUGUACUCCUGCAUCAGGUAGCACAAGUGUCACCAUAUACUUUCAGAUGUUGAACUCCCAAGUCACUUCAAAUGAUGUUCCAUACUGAUCUAGAAAGUUGCAGGGACGUUUGUAGUAAUAAUAUUGCAGUGUAUUACAGUGUCAUGGUACAGUCCAACCUGUUUAUAACGAACUUGAGUUCCAUGAAAAGUAGUUCUAUCAGUAGUUCGUUAUAUGUGGACUUGCCCUUCAAAACGCAAAAAAAUUUACACUGUUGCUGGUGUCGGCAGUUAUAAUUGGACACCAUUGUGCUCUUACAUAUCUACCACAUCUUACACAUUACUCUUACUUUAUCUAGCUGCAAGCUUAUGUUAAAAACGUAAUCUAAAGAAAGAAAUGCGGUGGCCUGGCCCCUUCGAAACGGCGCUCAGCUCAUUCUGAUCGCCUGCCGUUUUGAAAUUAUGACUGAACUUGCUGCCAACUUUUCUUCAAGAGCUUGUGAUAUGUUUUACUGCAAAUAGAUUCUGUGUACGAUACUGAAGUGUUCCAGCUGCCUGGAUGUGGAAAGUAAUGUGGAAUGCCGGCAUUUUGCAAAGAUGUUGCGUUGUGGCACCGACAUCGGCCACACACGCGCCGAGAGCUACGAAGUUACAUUUUUAUGUCGCUUUGACUGAAAAAGUGCGAACUUCGAAAGGUCGAACACCAUUGUAAACCAUUAUCAGCAAGAAUGUAAAUGAAGCACCGAUGAACCACCUACUGGCAGUGGCAGGUCAUGCCGCAUUCAAGCCAACUUGGAAAUAUCAAUAGGAACGCUUGAGGAGCGGCUCUUGGUUCAAAUUGGUCCAAGUAGCGUGCAUAACAUAGUGAACGUGGUGCCGUACCGAUAACAGUGCAAGAAUGAGAGUACCGCUGCUGUGGCUUCCGAAGAUUGCGCGCGCACACGGUCAACUCCAUGCUGGUGUACCGCCGUCAUUGCCUCCGAGAUUGGAGGUCACGGACACAGUACGCCGUACUGCUUUGCCCGGAAGCACACUGAGGCAUGCCUUAAGGGCACGGUUGCCUUACCAUGGUUGAAAGUGAGUGACUUUCCUCUCUGCUUCUGAAACCUGCGCACAGCACUCACUCAUCUCGGAUCUUCAUUGCAGUCAGACUGGAGCUGGGGAGGGAGGGUGGCCGCUGCUGUGCACCCAGUUUGAUCAUACUUGCGUGCUUCAGAACUUCAUGUGUGCCCUCCUUUUAAGACCUUAUUUCAAGUGUUCGUUGUAACAGCACGACACUUUUGAACAUGUUUUGUUAUAUGUGGACGCAGUUUCAAUAGGCAGGGUCAGAAAAUUGUAAAUGCCAUGAAAUUAGUGAAUAUAACCGAUAGAUGAUAUAGAUCAAUAGAUACCUGUGAUCGUUAUAAGUGGGUUCGAUUACAGUUGAACCCGACUAUAUCGAACCCGUUUACAUCGAAUUAUUCUAUAUAUUGAACAAUUUCUGGACACGGUAUAGUUACGAUGAGUAUAUAUAGCAAAAAUUACGCUUACAUCGAACAAAAAAAGCAGCGACUCCCGAUAUAUCGAACGUCAAGCGGCAGAAAGUGCCCCCGGAAGGUGGCUUUCUCUCGCGGUGGCAGGAAAACCCGGCGGCGCCGCUCCAUCCAACCGCUCUCCCUACCGUGACCGCCCUGCCUCGGACAAGCCGUUGACAACCCCUUGCGAAAAAUUAUCCUGGCCCGCCCGCAGCGCUUGCUCAGACAGCCAACCAGAGGCUCUUGUGCCCUCAUCGUGCAAGAUGGCGGAAGUGCGAGUUGUCUCACUGCUUUCCUGGUUUAUUGCAUGUUCAUUGUGUGUGCGCCAAGUAGGCCUUCUCCUGCAGUGUUGCCGUGAUGAAGCGGCAGAAUUCGGCUUUCGUCGUGAAGCUCGAAAUCAUAAAUAGGAUUGAACAUGGUGAGAAGUCGGAUGUCCCAUCAGCAUACAAAAUUCCGAGGAGCAUUCUCAGCACGAUCUUGAAGGGGGGGAUUACUGCUAAAGCUGCCAAACUCGCGACCUGGUGCCCGUGGCGCCCGACGCGUACACACGGCCGUGUGCGAGUGGUUCAUCCGAAAUUGCUUCAGCCGUGCCAACUUUCGCAUGCUUGGUGAUGACUAAAUUCUGAUGAAUGCGACAUGAAUGCAACGAAGCCAUUGCCAACGUUGCCGAAGUUUGGAGCGAGCUGUCAUAAUUUCCGGAAGCUGUUGACGAAUCAAUGGUGGACGAGUUUGUGAGCGCAAAUGAUGGUGUCGCGACCACAGGAGAGCCCGAAAACGAAGACUACAUUGCCGACAUCGUACCGAGCACAAGUGAAAGUGGGCACAAUGAGGAAAGCAACGACGGUCCUCGGCCCACAUCCUCCGAAGUGAUUGGUGCGCUCGCACUAGUCGGUGCUUCUGCGCAAAUGCGGAAGGUUGCGGCCUCAGCUGCUCCGACGCUUUAGACAAUGUGGAAAAGUGCGUGCGUCGUAGGCAGCGAAAUUGCCCAAGCAGAAGAAAAUGCAGGACUAUUUCAUGCGAAACUAAGCUAGUUUCACCAAUAAAAUGAUUUUAUAAAUGGUAUGUGCUUUUAUGACAUCCAAUUAAUUAGCAGGCUUAUAUAGAAUUAUGCUCUAUAUUGAACUGAUAGGCGUUUUUUUGCGAGUUCGAUAUAGCCAGGUUCGACUAUAUAUUCUUUCAUGCAAAGGCACAACAACGAAAUGCUCACUCCUCAGAUUUACUUUCAAAAGACUCAGUGUGCGCAAUAAUGUUCCCAAUCGUGAUAAAUUUUGAUAUCAAAUGUGUUACUCAAAUAUAUAUAUUGGUGUUCUCAACACGCUGCUGCCUAUUUGAAGUUUCACACAUAUGAAGAAAAUGGACACUGAAGGCAGAGAAAACAUGGAGAAAAAUGAUUGUGGUGUUUAAUUCAAAUAGUGAGGAAAAAAGUGAGAAGAUAACUUGGCGCAGGUGGGACCACAUCUUCCAGAUUUUGUGUGGUACUUUACUAGUUGGGGCUUUUGGUAGAUUAAUUGCCGAGUCCUCCAGGUAAUUGAGCCAUCCUCGCCUACUUGUAUUUGCAUAUGUGGACAAGAUUAUAAUGUAUGUGUGCAAGGGUAUGAGGAUAUUUCGUUAUUACUCUACUAUAACUAUCAGUUAAAGGGGCCCUGAACCACCCCUCGGGCCGGGUGAAAUAACAUAGUCCACAGGUGCUGUGAAUAUCUCAGCCAAGUUUUACUGUCAUACACAGUGCAUGGAGCUCGUAAGCGGACUGCAAAGUCACCUUUCUCUCAGACGCUCUUUUCAACAGAAGGCCCUGCCCUCACUCUUUUCUAGACGCACUAUUUUGUCAUUCCCCUAGGCGGCUGUUAUUGGCCGAUAGCUGACAUCAAGCUGUGGCGGCUACAUGGCGUUAAUACUGCCGCCGCCGCGAGGUGCCGCCACAAGUCUACUGGCUAAGCGCACUGCGACUCGCUGAGGACAACCGCGUUUGGCUUUUGUUUAGUGCAUCGUAGGCACUAAAGGCAGAUGCUGUGGCGUCUACGUUAACAUCCAAAAUGAAAUUUGAACUGCACACCACGGCACCGUAUAGAAGGCUGUGGGUACGCCCCAGUGCGCCGUAGCCUUCGCAGUGCAAGGCAUUGAAGAAGGAACGGGCGCACAGUGGAGGCCGUGUUUGAUUGCCAAUAACUCCGUUUCUGCUGAACGCAUUGAAGUACUUUUUGCGACAAGGUAUUUCUGAAAUAGCGUAUUUUCACUUCGAAUGCCUUUCUCCACUAAGAUAAAAAGUGGUUGAGGGCCCCUUUAAGAGUUAGACGUGGAUAAGGCACAGUGCAAUUAGGCAGCUUUUGCUUACUUUUUUAGCAAUACAGUCACCGACUGAUUUUUCAGACUCCAAAAAUUCAGACAUGCUCGAUUAUUCGGUCUGCUUCGCGGCACCGCCAUUCUCCCCAUAGACCAUAAUGUAUGACAACUGCCGAAAGUUCGUACACCUUAAAACCUCUCGUCUGAUUUUUUGGACACUCCUUGAGCCAAGUCGAUCGAGAGCACCAUGCACCGACUCUGACCGGGGCAUGGUUCGGCUUGCUGAAUGCCAUUUUUGUUUUGAACAGAGCCUCCUUGCUGCCCCACGAAGUGGCGCUACUGCAAAUCCCCGCUCAUCAUCAUCGUUUCUGCCUGGUUCAAUAGAGUGGCUACAGCAGUUCCGGUCUCAGCUUAGUAAGCCAAGUCAAGAGAAUCCAGCAGCUGAUUUGUUUCUUUCUUCGUGCAUGACGCUGCGAGCAGGCCACGUUUUUCGUUUGUGCGACCGGUAUCGGCAUGACGGCGUGGUGGUGUUUGCUUUGUGUGCUGUGUCGAGGUUGCGGUAAUCCAACGCGGCAUACGGAAACAUCGCGUCAAGUGUCUAAUGGCGCCGACAGUACCCGCGCAGACUGCGCUGGGGAAUGCCAGCAAGCAGGUGCCGGGAGGCCUAGGAUUUGUUGCAUUCCGAUGAGCUCCCUACUGACGCCGAAAAUGUUCUGCCGAGACCUGUGCAGUGGUUGCAUUGCGAUUCCGGACAUUGUCUCAUUUGAUUUCAUAGGUGCUGUACUGAAAUGCGCAGAACUCGACGACGGCGAGAUCAUUUGUCAGGUUUCUGCUCCACCGCCGGACGUUGACUCUGAGUCAGAAGAUGACUCACCAUGUCCUACGCUGCCGUUGCAUGCGGAGCGUGUACAAGCAGUGACUGUGUUUUCAGCUGCCUAUAGUGACCGUACGACCCUCUCCGAGAUUCAGGCUUAUCUGAUUGCACGUAAACGGAACAGUGUGCAACGGCGCAUUCAUGAUUUCUUCAAGCCUACUGCCGAGACCGAAGAAGUGCGUGGAAAUGAAGGAUUUCUACUUCUUUUUUUUUUUUUUUUUUGCUUAAUCUGCUUUUUCAGACACCUGUUUAUUCGGACAUUUCCGCAGUCCCCAUGAGGUCCAAAUAAACGGUCGGUGACUGUAGUUUCAUCAACGUGGCCAGUCAGCUUACUUAAGCUGUAAUGAGUGCAUGUCCAAGAUCCCUGCUUAUCAAUAUAACAUAUUUGCCUAUCAAGAAAUUUCUGCCCAAGAGAUUAUUAAUAUUUAAAGGCCAAUGAAGUGAAAACAGCCGGAAUGAUCAAUCAGUAAACAUCAUAAACAUCAAAUUUUUAUGCAUUCCACUAAUAUCUUAAUCUUGCUCUUCUCCUAGGUUUUUAUCCAGAGCUGCUGAAUAUAGUGUGUAAUCGUCUUGUAGGGGGAUCCAAAAUAUUUAUCAAAGUACUGUCUUAUUACUAUCUUGUAAUUCACAAACACGUUUUUGUGUUUGUAAUACGUAAUGGAAUAAUUGUAGCAUAACAAGGGUUGCUGCUGGGAUAGUUAGUUCAUAGUAGUAUGUUGUAAAAUUUAGAAAAGUGCAAAAAAGGACAUGGACAAGACUGAACAACACAACCGCUUGUGUUGUUUAAUUUUAGAAUUGUAGCAGUUCUUGAGAAGCAUAAAUAUAAUCUACAAAGGAACAUCUAUUUAUUUAUUUAUGUUCAAUACUGCUGCUUCUGUUUGAGAGCAUCGCGGGUGGUCAGUACUGUGUUACAAGGCAAGUAAUUUAAGCAAUAAAGAAAGAAAGGCAAACGUAAUUAGUUAUUCCAUUUGGAAGGAACAAGAACACUUCACAACUCAAGCUAGGCAGAAACAACGAAAAAAAAAGCCAGUGAAACUUAAUCAUAUAACACAGCUUUAGAGAAAUAAUAAAUGCAUUAGUUAGCACAAGUAAAUCACUGGGUAAAGAAAAAAAAGAAUAAUGCAGAGCAGGAAGCAGUUUGUACAUUUAGGUAAAAAGUGGCUUACUAUAACUGCACAAUGAAACAAGCUGCACCACUGAGAUAGUCUGACUGUGCCAGCUACACAGCGAUCAUGUAGUACGCACACUUUCUGGAGUAUCCUGUGUAUGUGAACAAGCUGCUUAUAUUCUUUCUAAUGCUUUCUAUGGUUUUGAAAUAUGUCUCUUCAGUUUAAUGCAUUAUAAUGCUUAUUAUUACACUGCAGAUGUCCGAAUGAUAUGCUUUGCCAAGUUCCGUUAUGAAAUGCUGAGUUUACUACGUGUUUCUCUGUGUAGUGUCUUUCUAUAUACACUCGAACUUUGAUAUAAUGAAUAUCUAAUAACAUAUUUUCUGACAUGAUGGAGUAAAUAUGAAAUUUGGUUGGUAAUGAUUCAUUUCAGUGAAGUUUCUCCUGCUUUAACAAAAUAAAGAAAUGCGGGAUCUAUCAUGGUUUUCGUUGUAGCAAAGGAAAUUUUUGUUUGCACAUUGCCUUAAGAUAUAUUCUGGCAGCAAAAAUGUCAAAUACAGUCACCGGUUGAUUUCUUGGACCUGAA